Molecule: messenger RNA, 1751 nt
Organism: Dendronephthya gigantea
Lineage: Eukaryota; Metazoa; Cnidaria; Anthozoa; Malacalcyonacea; Nephtheidae
Product: serine/threonine-protein phosphatase alpha-2 isoform
Exons: 8
Coding region: 470-1462 (330 amino acids)
Cellular component (GO): cytoplasm; nucleus
Molecular function (GO): protein serine/threonine phosphatase activity
Source: RefSeq, a predicted model, not a curated record
AAUAGGAUUAAAAAAAGAGAUUUUUCACUCAACAUUAGCCAUUGCUGGUGUGACGUCCAAUAGUGACGUCACGAUCAUAUGCGAUCAAGUUUUUUUGGACCAACUUCAGAUUUACUGUAAAAAUACGAUUUGAGUACAUGUUCUAUUUAGGUGUAAAUGGGAAAGAAAAAGCAGAAUGCUGUGAGUGAAAAUCAAAAUUUCGUCGUAUUGCACCCAGGUUCGGAAGCAAUGAGGAAAUCACUGUAAGGAAAUUACCUUUGUUGAGAAAAUUGGAACUCUCGUUGUGUGGAAACACCAACGAAUGCAAAAGAAACAAGAAUACUGAAUCUUCAAGGUCACAGCGGCUGUAGAAAUACAAUUGAGAAAGAGGUUUGAUUUACAAUCCAUAUCAAUCCUCUAAAACGUUUUCACUCGACAAUCCAAAAGUUCCGUUUAUUUGAAGAACAAUAGCGUAUUUCUAUAUAUUCGCAUGGCAGAGAGUGACAAACUUAACAUUGACAGUGUAAUAAGCCGACUCUUGGAAGUACGUGGAUCUAGACCAGGGAAAAAUGUCCAACUUACAGAAGCUGAAAUACGUGGACUGUGUUUAAAAUCAAGGGAAAUAUUUCUUAGUCAACCGAUUCUGUUAGAACUUGAAGCACCUUUGAAAAUAUGCGGUGAUAUCCACGGACAAUAUUAUGAUUUACUUCGUCUGUUUGAAUACGGUGGCUUUGCUCCCGAAGCGAAUUAUUUAUUUCUUGGUGACUAUGUAGACAGAGGAAAACAAUCACUGGAAACGAUAUGUUUAUUACUGGCGUAUAAAAUAAAAUACCCAGAGAACUUCUUCUUAUUAAGAGGGAAUCACGAAUGUGCAAGCAUCAAUCGAAUUUAUGGAUUUUAUGACGAAUGCAAAAGACGGUAUAACGUGAAACUGUGGAAGACUUUUACAGAUUGCUUCAACUGUUUGCCGAUUUCUGCCAUUAUCGACGAAAAAAUAUUUUGUUGUCACGGAGGUUUAUCUCCUGAUUUACAGUCUAUGGAGCAAAUCAGAAGAAUUAUGAGACCUACAGAUGUCCCUGACCAAGGCUUGCUAUGUGACUUGCUUUGGUCAGAUCCUGACAAGGAAGUCACUGGCUGGGGUGAAAAUGAUCGAGGUGUCUCCUUCACAUUUGGACCAGAUGUUGUCUCGAAAUUCCUACAAAAACAUGACUUGGAUCUCAUAUGUCGAGCACAUCAGGUGGUAGAGGAUGGUUAUGAAUUCUUUGCCAAACGGCAGUUAGUUACAUUGUUCUCAGCACCCAAUUACUGCGGUGAAUUUGAUAAUGCUGGAGCAAUGAUGAGUGUUGAUGAGACAUUAAUGUGUUCUUUCCAGAUUCUCAAGCCAGCUGACAAAAGGAAGUUUCCAUAUGGUGGUUUAAACACAGGAAGGCCUGUGACACCUCCACGAGGACAGAAUAAUAAAGCAAAAGCUGGAAAGAAAUAAUUACUCGUAAACUAUUUUGCUGUACUAUAAUUAAGUUUUUAUCUCUUUAAUGUUUCUGUACAGAGUUUAGCCAAGCUUUCAGAAUUGAUCCAAAAUGAGUGCAAAUGAAAUGUAAAUUAUUAUUAGUUAGCAUUUUGCAUUGUCAUCCCUUAAAAACUUGAAAUUUGGUUGUAGACUCUAUGUCUUGUAAUAUAAAUGUAUAUUAGGGUCUUGCUACAAUAAAUCAGACAAUGUUUGUAUGUUAUAAAAAAGUGUCAUUAAACAUCUAUGAAACAUUGUCACAACCUUG